AUGGCGAGCUCUUUUUGGCAAAGGGAGGCAAAAAUCUUGAGGCAACAAUUACACAACUUGCAAGAAAAUUAUCGGCAAUUGAUGGGAGAAGAACUUUAUGGUUUGAGCGUCCAAGACCUACAAAAGCUAGAGAACCAACUGGAAAUGAGUUUGCGAGGUGUCCGCAUGCAAAAGGACCAGGUUCUAAUGGACGAGAUACAGGAGCUAAGCCAAAAGGAGAACUUUAUGCAUCAAGAAAAUGUCGAACUCUAUAAGAAGGCAAACCUAAUUCGUCAAGAAAACAUGGAAUUGUGUAAAAAGAUUUAUGGAACGAGGGAUGUGACUGCAGCGGAAGGAAGCACGCAAAAUCCACAUGGUUUCAGCAUUGGAGUGGACUCAUAUGUGCCCAUCAAUCUCCAGCUAAGCCAGCCUGAGCGACAAUGUCAUGAGAUGCCAGCAAGGGAAACAAGAUCACAGUAAAACUCUCUCCACACCCUUGAAAAGUAAUUCAAUAAUACCAAGUGUUCUGUGCAGUCUUUGAUCCCAAUGAUAUUUAUCAACUGCUUCAAAUUGCAAUUGCAUUAGAAUUGCACACCACCCAAGGCCAUCUUAAUAUAUGUAUAGUAAGAAAUUGAGUAGUUUAUCAAUGGAAUAUGUUUCACAA
This is a messenger RNA of Camellia sinensis, 643 nucleotides long. The record is from RefSeq and is a predicted model, not a curated record. Lineage: Eukaryota; Viridiplantae; Streptophyta; Magnoliopsida; Ericales; Theaceae.